UUACUUUUGGUUACGGUGUGUACAACAUGACAGCGCUGAAAUUCAAAUAUAGUUGCCAAUCAUAUACUUUCGAUUUAAAUGCUCGUAAACAUUAUUACUCUCCCCUUUUUGCACUCACACACAAGCACAUAUACACACCUCUUUCUUCUUGAUGUCUUAUCCUGCUGAUUUACUCAAAAAGAUAAACGAUUUAAAAGAAGAGUUUAAUCAACAAGUAGAAGCUCUUGCGAACGAAUACAAUCACAUUAUUUCAGCUAAAAAGAUAAAAAAAGAAAUCCUUGGAAGACAUUCAGAAAAAGGAAGCAGAGCAUCUAGACCGUCUAGGAGGAUCAGAACUCCACAAUCAGAAUCGCCAACGCCUGAGAGUAGCACAACAAGAGAGCCAUCAGACGCGUUAUUGAAUGACAAAAAUGAACAUUUCAAAAGCCAAUGCAAAAAGAUUUAUGAACUGGCAGUGAAGCUUUAUCGAGAGGACGGUAUUCAUGUACUGGCUUACUGUGUUCCUUCACCAGAAGAAGACGACAUUCGACCAUUGAAAGUAUUCAACACAAAGUUGUGCAAGAGAUUUAAUAGUAAACUGACAAGAGAGAUGGUUAAGUUGACGGAUGAAUUGAAGUCUUAUAUUGCUUUUCAUACGGGCCCUAAAGUUACCAAGGAAACAGAAAAUCAGGAAGUUGCUAAAAGUAAACGAUCAGUAGCAGAGGCAAAAAAUCAGGAAGUUGUUAAACCUAAGCGAUCAGUGAAAGAAGCAAAGAAUCAGGAAGUAGUUGGAACUAAGCGACUAGUAGAAGAAGUAGAAAAUCAAAAAGUAGUUAGACCUAAGCGGUCAGCAGAAGAAGAAGAAAAACAGGAAGUAGUCAGAACUAAACGACCAGUAGAAGAAGUAGAGAAUCGAGAAGUAGCCAGAGCCGAACAAUCAGUAGAAGAAGUAAAAAAUCAGGAAGUAGCUAGGCCUAAACGAUCAGUAGAAGAAGUUGAUCAUAGUGAUGAUGAAGACGAUGAAGAUGGUGAUGAUACCAAAGAGGAAACAGAAGAGCCUGUUUUUAAGAAAUAUAAGUCACGUCAACUUAAAUCCUUGAGCCUGAUGUUAAGAGGCGAAGAGAAGAUAACAGGGACGCUUCGGCCUUUGCCAGGAAGAGAAAGAAGGAUAAAUAGAAAUGAUGCCUUCAGACGGAGAACAAAACCUAAAGCAGCUUCAGAGCUUGCCAGAUUUAACUUGAAGAAGGAUAUCCGAAAGAGGUUAUUGGACAUGUUGCGUAAGCAUCAAUGAAAUUAAAGAGAAAAAACAUUUAUUUAUUUUUUCUAUAGGCGAUGCAGAUCCUGAAUUAGACGAGACAGCGUUUCCAUGGAAAUCCUUUGGUGAUACAGGAACAUACAAAACGUGCAUUAUGGAAGGGCUACCGACCAAU
Molecule: messenger RNA, 1409 nt
Organism: Rhizopus microsporus ATCC 52813
Lineage: Eukaryota; Fungi; Mucoromycota; Mucoromycetes; Mucorales; Rhizopodaceae
Exons: 5
Coding region: 152-1270 (372 amino acids)
Source: RefSeq, a predicted model, not a curated record